Salvia splendens (bonfire salvia) is the source of this 1074-nucleotide messenger RNA. RefSeq names its product serine/threonine-protein phosphatase 7 long form homolog. The transcript is spliced from 3 exons. The record is from RefSeq and is a predicted model, not a curated record. The coding region runs from base 1 to 1074 and encodes 357 amino acids. Lineage: Eukaryota; Viridiplantae; Streptophyta; Magnoliopsida; Lamiales; Lamiaceae. Gene Ontology annotation, biological process: meristem maintenance; meristem development.
AUGAAAGAGGGUACAACACAAGUAUUCAAAGUCCGAAGGACAGAAAGUAAGACAUGGGACGUAGACAUUCAUGAGAAUGUGAGGUAUUGGCUUGACGCCUUUGGUUUCAAAGGCGUGAUGGAUUGUGGGAGGUUGAUGAAGGUCGACAAUGAGCUGAUCAAGGCUUUGAUUGAGCGUUGGAGGCCGGAGACGCACACUUUCCAUCUACCGAUCGGAGAGGCGACGGUGACCUUGGAAGAUGUGCAAGCCAUUUGGGGUUUGAGAGCGGACGGUCGCGUUUUCUCAGGGCGUGACUAUCAUGUCGGAUAUCCAGAUUGGCCUAGCAAGUGCAACGAUUUGUUGGGAUGGAUACCGGAUACUUCCGCAGAGACAAAGCAAGGCGGUUUGCUGAUGACCACGCUGAUCAACCAGACGAGGAUACCUCUGGGUGAUGACCUACCUAUAUACGUAUACAUCCAAAGGGCACGUAAUCAUGCCCUAAUUUUGUUAGGAGGUCUCAUUCAACCAGACACCACGGGGUGUAAGGUUCCAUUUAUGUGGUUGAACGCGUUUGAGGAUCCGGACGAGGUGCAUGCUUUUAGUUGGGGAAGUGCGGCUUUGUCCUACCUUUAUCAUUAUCUGUGCGAGGCUUCCAUGUAUAAGAGGAAAGAUUUGGGCGGGCCUAUGAUCCUUCUGCAGCUAUGGGCGUGGGAAAGAAUGCUCGCAUUGAGGCCUUCGUGGAAAGGAACAACGCAGAUAGGAAAUGCUCCUAGAUACUCGGUUGAGCAUUACCGUGACCAAAUAUCCCUGAUUAGACCUGACCAGUUUAUCUGGACGCCAUACGCACAUUGCAUACUGCCUAACUACUGCAGUGAUGUCAAUGAAUGCUCUUUGUGCAAUACCUACUUGGUGUGUUGGGCCUAUGUCGAGGCACAUGAGGCUGGACGAGUGCGGCGACAGUUCAAUCGGUAUCAGGAUAUUCCUCAAUAUGUAGACAGGAUGCUAAAGAAUGCCGAUCAUUUGGGCAAAAAUGACCGGCGUGGUAAGAAGGGCAACAACUGGGAAAACACGCAUCAGUUCUACAUUGGGGAGUGA